GGGUCAAGAUGGCGGAGAGCAGAACGAAGCGUCGGAACCAAGCUGAGCAGAACUGCUGGAAGAGCAACGUUAAUGAAGGUGGUUGUGGGUUCGAUUCCAUCACAUCAGAGAUGAGGCCCGACGAAGAGGAGGAAGUGGGUGUGGCCAGGCCGGUGCAGAUUGUGGUGGCCCAUGAGGAAGACCACAGCUUCUCCCUGGAUGAGGAGGCAUUGGAGAGGGUGCUCCUCCAGGAGAACAUCAGAGACCUGAAUGUGGUGGUGGUCUCAGUGGCCGGAGCCUUCCGGAAGGGCAAGUCUUUCCUGCUGGACUUCAUGCUGCGCUUCAUGUACAACCAGUCUGCCAGCUGUUGGAUGGGUGGGGAUGAAGAGCCUCUGACUGGUUUCACAUGGCGGGGAGGUUGUGAGCGGGAGACAACAGGGAUUCUGGCCUGGAGCGACGUGUUUGUAGUGGAGAAACCAAACGGCUGCAAGGUUGCAGUUCUCCUAAUUGACACCCAGGGGGCGUUUGACAGCCAGUCCACCAUCAAAGACUGUGCCACGCUGUUUGCUUUAAGCACGAUGACCAGCUCCGUCCAGGUGUACAAUCUCUCUCAGAACGUCCAGGAAGAUGACCUCCAGCACCUCCAGCUCUUCACAGAGUAUGGGAGACUGGCCAUGGAAGAGGUUUACGAGAAACCUUUUCAGACCCUGAUGUUCCUGAUCCGAGACUGGAGUUAUCCCUAUGAACAUCCCUACGGCCUGCAGGGAGGACACAGCUUUCUGGAGAAACGACUACAGGUGAAGCAGAACCAACACGAGGAGCUGCAGAACGUCAGACAGCACAUUCACUCCUGUUUCUCCAACAUCAGCUGCUUCCUUCUGCCGCACCCCGGCCUCAAGGUUGCCACCAACCCCCAGUUUGAUGGCCGCAUCCGAGAUAUUGACGAAGAGUUUAAAAAGGAGCUGGUGAAUCUGGUUCCUACACUGCUCGCUCCAGAGAACCUGGUGGAAAAGGAGAUCGGAGGAGUGAAAGUCACCUGCCGAGACCUCCUUCAUUAUUUCAAAGCCUACAUGAAGAUCUACCAAGGGGAGGAGCUUCCACACCCAAAGUCAAUGUUACAGGCAACAGCUGAAGCCAAUAACCUGGCAGCUGUGGCUGGAGCCAAAGACAUCUACAACAAGAGCAUGGAGCAGCUCUGCGGCGGAGACAAACCCUAUGUCUCACCGUCCGAGCUGGAGUGCCGACACGUUGAGCUGCGGCAGGCAUCCGUCCGACACUUCCGCACCAUAAAGAAGAUGGGCGGCGAGGAAUUCUGCCAGCGUUACCAGGAGCAGCUGGAGGCAGAGCUCGACGACAUGUACGCCAACUUCACUAAGCACAACCAUGGCAAGAACAUCUUCUUCGCCGCGCGCACGCCCGCCAUCCUGUUCGCCGUGAUGUUCGUCAUGUACGUGGUGUCGCUGGUGACAGGCUUCGUGGGGAUCAGCUCGGUGGCGACGCUGUGUAACUUCGUGAUGGGCGUGGCCUUGGCCUCCCUUUGCACCUGGGCCUACGUCAAAUACUCUGGCGAGUUCCGUGAGCUGGGUGGAGUCAUCGACCGGGUGGCUGAGACCCUCUGGGAACAGAAGACUCCGCGUAAGGUGUUCUCCAAGCUGUUCGAGGUGGCACGCAGUCGAGUCCCGUUGGGCGGUCUGGUUCCGACGAGUCGACACACGCCGGCCUCCAACAACAACAUCAAGAAGAAGAACUAACAUGGCCAACACCCCACCCCACCCAGCACCACCUCAUUUUCCUUCCCAUUUGUUAGACACGUUUCACCCCCCGAGGCUGCAGGUUGGCACUUUGAGAUUUUUUUCCAAUUUGUUUUUACAUUUUUGGCGGUGAAGGGGCGGAAUUUAAAUAUUCAUGGUGGGCGGGGCUUUCUGCCAGGUGGCUUUACCAGCUCAAUGACCAGAUUUCUCUUCCCUAUCCUACUUUUUCAACCUUUUCUCCCUUUGUUAUCCACUGUCAUAUCUCCCUCCUCUCUCGUGUGCCGUAGAUCCAAAGUUUAUGGCUUUAGGACUUUAGCACCGCCCGGUCCAAUAUCAUCCCAAACAGGAAGCAAAGGUGGGGCAGAGACUUGCAGGGUGGUGCAGGGUUAAUCUGUAAUCUGUAGAUAAAAUGUAAUUCCAUGAUUUACUUCUCCUGUCCACACCGUCUACCCCCGGCGGUACUCUUGUCAGGAGAAACUAUGGACCCGGUGAAACACACUUCCUGUCAGUCCGAGCGGGAGGCGGAGCAGAACUCUACAUACAGUUCCAACCAGACGCUGGAGCGGCUCCGCAGUGCUUGAUGUCUGAGCGUUUGGCUGUCAGUCAAGUCACUCUCAUCUUGUCUGCACACAUCGGCUCUUCUCCGAGACCAUUUUCCAGGUUUUGGCCGCUCGGUUCUCCACCCGAGUUCAUUGCAACACUACUGGAUUCUCUCAGCCAUGUGGCGCUGUUCCCAACAUAUUUGGUUUAUUUAUUGAUUAUACUGAAAUAAGCUUGAUCACGUGGAGUCUUAUGAUGUGAUGUUUCAUGAAGAAGUGAAAAGGAUCGGCCUCUUGGUGCAAGCCCAGUCCAGAGGAGCUGUCUGUGCAGAAGGAUUCACACCGGCCAGUGUGACUGGUGUUGGGUCUGAUGUUGUGUUCUCCAGUUUGUGCGUGGGGUCAUCAUUCCAUCCACGUCAUCCCCUCAGCUGUCUGCUGUGUUUCUGUACAGGCUGGUUUUAAGGCCUGCUCAGAUGUAAAGGCAUGUGUAUGAACUAUACAUAUAUAAAUACAUUUUCUAAACCUUUUGUAGCUGGAAGACCACUGGUGUCAUGCUAAACCACAACACGGCUCGCUGCAUAUACAGGAAUGCUGUUGUCAUGUGUGCGUAUGUCAGCUAAUUACCUUUAUUUUUAUAUAUAUAUAUAUAUAUAUAUAUAUAUAUAUAUAUAUAUA
Lampris incognitus (smalleye Pacific opah) is the source of this 2944-nucleotide messenger RNA. RefSeq names its product atlastin-2-like. The transcript has 14 exons. Gene Ontology annotation, molecular function: GTPase activity; GTP binding. Gene Ontology annotation, biological process: endoplasmic reticulum organization; protein homooligomerization. NCBI's taxonomy places the organism in Eukaryota, Metazoa, Chordata, Actinopteri, Lampriformes, Lampridae. Bases 9 to 1730 code for a protein of 573 amino acids. The record is from RefSeq and is a predicted model, not a curated record.